AUGGAAGAGUUUAACGUUUGCAUUGAUGCUUGUGGUUUUGUUGAGUUGGCUCAUAAAGGGAAUGCACUUUUCUGGUGUAAUGGCCAGGAAGGAAAUGCUCGGCAAUGGGCACGGUUAGACAGGGCUCUAGCAAAUUCGUUGUUUUCUGAGUCUUUUUCGUCGGCGAAUCUGGAAUAUCUUAUUCGUAAGUCCUUGGAUCAUAGUCCUAUGGUGGUGAAGUUAUCUCGUUUCUCGUCUAGGGAUGUGUGGGAGAGGCCUGUAUAUGGGUUAGGCUUGGUGAAACUGGCUGCUAAAUUAAAACGCACCAAAGUUGCACUUCGAGCAUGGAAUGCUUCCGUGUUUGGGCGGGUUGAUCAGAAUAUAAAGCUAUUGGAAGAAAGGCUAGUAUGCUUGGAAUCCCAACUUCAGUUGAAUUACUCGGAGGAUAUUGAGUCUGAGUAUCUCAUUUCCAAGCUGGAGCUAGAGGUGUGGGAAAAGAGAGAAGAAGCUCGACUAACUCAAAUAGCGAAGAAGAAUUGGUUGAUGGAGGGGGAUAAGAACUCAAAAUUUUUCCAUGUGAUGGUUAGUCAAAGAAGACGAAGUUCUUCUGUUGCGCAGAUGGUACUUGAGAAUGGGAUGGUGCUGAGCUCGCCUGGAGUAGUACAUGCGGGAGUCGUGGAGUAUUUUCGAGAGUUUUUAUCAGAGGUUAUAGAAAUGCAGAGGACAGACUUGCAUGGAUUAAUGCAUCUGGAAGUGUCACUCAUUGAGAAUGAGGAGCUGUGUAGUUCACCCAUGGAGGAGGAAGUGCGUGCUGCGGUCUUCUCUAUUCCUGAGCAAAGCAGCCCGGGUCCGGACGAUCCGCAUAGCUUUGAGAAAUUCCGUCCUAUCAGUCUUUGCUCAAUGGCAUAUAAGAUAUUCUCAAAGAUCAUUGUUUCAAGGUUAACGAGUGUUUUUCCGAGGCUGAUUUCGCCCGAACAAGGGGCGUUCAUUCCAGGGCGCAGUAUCUUUGAAAAUAUAUCUCUUGCUCAAGAGAUGGUGCAUGGCUUGAAGAAGAAGACUCGGGGGGGAAAUGUUAUGGUUAAGAUUGAUAUGGUGAAGGCAUAUGAUCGACUCUCCUUGAAAUUUGAGAGUGGAGGUAUUGGAAAAUUCUAUCAUCCAAUGGGGUCUUCUCCGUUGGUUUCACAUUUAUUGUACGCAGAUGAUGUAUUAGUUUUUUUGAAUGGGACAAAGCGCUCAAUGCAAAGGUUGAUGAAGACUUUUGCAUUGUAUGAGAAAUGGUCUAAGCAGCAGAUUAGUAUUGCUAAGUCUGCACUUUUUAUUGCUCCGUAUGUUAGUAGUGUAAGGAGGCGUCGUUUAUUACGGAGUACUGGAUUUCUGGAGGAUCAUUUCCCUGUGACUUACUUGGGAGCCCCGUUGAUGGAUGGGAGGUUGAAGGCUAGUUAUUUGGAUUCGUUGGUGACUAAACUAAGAGCAAAAGUUGCUGGAUGGAAGGCUCGUUUAUUAUCGCAAGGGGGAAGAUUGGUUAUGUUAAAGCAUGUUUUAACGAGCAUGGCUUCCCAUAUUUUAGUUGUCAUGGAUGUUUCGAAGGUGGUGAUUGCCAAGCUUAAUAAUAUUCUAUUGUCUUUUUUUUGGGGUGAACAUGGAGGCAAGGCUAAGAUGAAAUGGUGUGCUUGGGAUCAGAUAAGCAAGCCAACUAGUGAAGGGGCCUUGGGAUUGAGGAGUUUUUCGGAAGUGCAGAGCGUCAUGCAUAUGAAACUGGCAUGGUCUCUUUUGUCAACUAAUUCUUUGUGGGCUCGGUUUAUGCUGCAAAAAUAUGGAAAGGGUAGGCAUUUAUCUUUGGUGGUCUCUACGCAUGCAAGUUCUCGGUUAUGGAGAUCAAUUGUCUGUAUUUUACCAGAGGUUUGUGAGGCUUCGAAAGUGAAGGCGAAUGAGGGUCGGUCAUCGUUUUGGUUUGAUAGAUGGGUUGGGGAAAGGUCGCUGUGUGAGUUGGUUUCCUCAGUGGAUCAACCUCUUUUGAAGAUUAGUGAUGUCUGGCUUCAAAAUCAGUGGGAUUUUAAGGUUCUUUCUCAGCUGGUGGGGAAAGAAUUGGCUAAUGAGGUUCAAAGGAAACUUGUAGCUUGGCAAAAACCAGCUGCUGGGUGGUGGAAAUUGAACAUGGAUGGAAGUUGUAGGGGUAAUCAAGAAUACUUUGGGGUUGGUACAAAUACGGAGGUUGAGAUACGUGCUCUAUUAUAUGGCGUGAAGAUGUGCAAGCAAUUGGGUGGUUCACAUAUUGUCUUAGAAUGUGAUUUGAAGGUGGUAGUGGACUGGCUUAGUGCUGGUCGAUGGCUAUGCAAAACUUUCAGCGAUUCAACUCCGGCUGACAUUCGCUCCAACUCUGAAUCUGAUGGAGUCGAAAAAUUCAGAGUUCAGAUUCAGAGUUACUCCGAGAAUUUUGGUCUGAGUCGGAGUGGAGUCAGAGUCGAUGUAAGCUCCGGAUCUGAACUUUGA
Messenger RNA from Juglans microcarpa x Juglans regia, 2469 nucleotides. RefSeq lists its product as uncharacterized. Gene Ontology annotation, molecular function: RNA-DNA hybrid ribonuclease activity; nucleic acid binding. The record is from RefSeq and is a predicted model, not a curated record. The transcript is spliced from 8 exons. Lineage: Eukaryota; Viridiplantae; Streptophyta; Magnoliopsida; Fagales; Juglandaceae. The coding region runs from base 1 to 2469 and encodes 822 amino acids.